This is a messenger RNA of Catharus ustulatus (Swainson's thrush), 1173 nucleotides long. RefSeq names its product CMRF35-like molecule 6. NCBI's taxonomy places the organism in Eukaryota, Metazoa, Chordata, Aves, Passeriformes, Turdidae. The coding region runs from base 51 to 992 and encodes 313 amino acids. Gene Ontology annotation, molecular function: transmembrane signaling receptor activity. The record is from RefSeq and is a predicted model, not a curated record. Gene Ontology annotation, cellular component: plasma membrane. The transcript is spliced from 7 exons.
UCCCCGAGAGGAGCCGGGAGCGGCAGCACAGCACGUUAAACCCCUCGGCCAUGCGGCUCCUGCCCCUGCUGGCCUGGGCGCUGCUUCCAGGCUGCGGGGCAGUGACGGGACCCGGAGAAGUGCGGGGACACCUGGGGGGCUCCCUGUCGGUCAACUGCACGUAUGAGCCGGGCCAGGAGAUGUUGCCGAAAUUCUGGUGCGAACCUAGUAGAAACAUAUUUUUUACCUGUGAUGACGACAUCGUCAUCACCUCGAAGUCGGAUCCCGAGGCGCGGAAGGGCCGGUUCUCCAUCCGAGACAACCGCACACACCGGGAAUUCACGGUGACCGUGGAUAAUCUGUCCAAGAAGGAUGAGGGCACCUUCCUCUGUGGGGUGCGAACGGGAAGAUUUGAGUAUGAUGAGAGUGCUGAUGUGAAGGUGAUCGUGUACCCAGCUCCUUCCACCCUCCCAUCAUCGACCUGCACCUCCACCACGUUCUCUGAUCUUACUCCCUCUGUAACAGGCCACACAGAGCCAGUUUCCCAGGGGGAAAUUGUGCAACCAACAUCAAACCCCUCCACCCCUCAAGACUUGGACAUGGUUGAGCACAUCCUCACUCCAGCCGUCAUUGUGGUUGUUUUUUUGCUUAUAGUGGCUGCUGGUGUUCUGGUAAUACUCUCCAGGAAGAAGAAGGCCCAUUCCAGCACAGACAUAGAGAUGGACAGAACUCACAGCAUGUCACCUACAGACACAGAAACCUUGAACUACGCGGCCGUUAACCACGGCAUGGCCGAGAGCCUGUACAGCAAUGCCGAGGCUGUCCACCGCCUGGAAACGCCCCCCAUGGAGUACACGGAGGUCAGGCAGAGUGCUCAGCCUUUGGAAAAGGAAAGAGAGUCAUUAUAUGCCAAAGUGCAGAAGCCUGUGCCACGGCAGGAACAGAUCUACGCCAAUGUGCCAUCAACUCAGCAGCCCAGUGAAGAGCUCUACGGCACAGUGUGGGGGACAUGAGCAAGCACCCAGCCCAAUAGGCUGCCCCUGCUGCUGGCAGCACCAACGAGGCUUGCACAGAGGACAUGGGGUUGGUGUUCUGCUCAGGCAGGAGCCAGCUCGACAGCAGAGCUGUUGCUCUCCAAGGCUUGGAUGUUCCUUUGAAGCAACACCAGAGAGGAUGAGGUGGUGUGGAGGCACA